Pelobates fuscus (common spadefoot toad) is the source of this 1191-nucleotide messenger RNA. RefSeq lists its product as uncharacterized. The coding region runs from base 1 to 1191 and encodes 396 amino acids. Gene Ontology annotation, molecular function: ribonucleoside-diphosphate reductase activity, thioredoxin disulfide as acceptor. Gene Ontology annotation, biological process: deoxyribonucleotide biosynthetic process. Lineage: Eukaryota; Metazoa; Chordata; Amphibia; Anura; Pelobatidae. The record is from RefSeq and is a predicted model, not a curated record. The transcript has a single exon. Gene Ontology annotation, cellular component: cytosol.
AUGGCAUUUAUUCAUUCCUCAUCUGUAGAAUGCGCAAAGUCAGAAUUGGAUCUUUUUGAAAUAAAGCCCACACAAACAAGUAUAGAAAAAAGCCUCUAUGUAAAGGUUCAACCGCUCGCCGCAAUUUCUGAAACAUCACCGCUUGAAUUUUAUAUUUCAGGCAGCGGCGAGCAUUAUUACGAUCUGAAUAACACCCUUUUAUAUAUUGUUUGUAAAAUCGUUAAAAAUGAUAAUUCACAGAUCGCUGAAAGUUCGCGGGUAAGUCUAAUCAAUUACCCAGUAGCAACACUAUUUAACCAGCUAGAUGUAACGCUUGGAGACCGGCUGAUAUCACAAUCCAAUAAUCUGUACGCAUACCGGGCAUACAUUGAGACGCUUCUUAAUUACAGCGCAGAAGCCUUAUCCACGCAAUUUACCGCUGGUCUGUUUUACAAAGAUACAGCGGGCCAUCAUGAAGAUCGUGUAUUGGCUGGUGACAACGAAGGAUUCGUAAAGCGUGCACAGAUGACUGAUCGCGGAAGGACUGUUGAAUUACUAGGACAUCUACACAGUGAUCUCUUUUUUCAAGAAAAGCUUAUACUGAGUGGAUUGGAUUUAAAAAUAAAACUGACCCAAAAUAAAGAUUCUUUUUGUUUAAUGUCUGCAGAAGCUGACCUUCUGAAACUUCAAAUUCUAAACGCAUCACUAUUUGUCAAAAGAGUACAAAUAUCACCAGCGGUGAGAAUAGGUCACGCGCAAGGACUUUUAAACGGUAAUGCUAAAUAUGCCAUAGAGCGCAUCAGUAUGAAAGUAUUCAGCAUACCGGCCGGCAGUCGUGUCUGCAACCAAGAAAACCUGUUUCUGGGGCAGUUACCAAAGUUUGUCGUUUUAGCAUUUGUAGACAAUGAAGCUUUUUCAGGCGCAUAUGACAGAAAUCCACUGUGUUUCAAACAUAACAGCGUGAAUUUUGCAGCGCUAUAUCUGGAUGGUGAGCAAAUCCCUUCAAAACCAUUCCAACCGGAUUUCGAACAUUCUAAUGCAGUGCGUGAAUAUAUGUCAAUUUUAUUACUGGCGCAGAAAAGCUGUGGAGAUUCUGGAAUCAUAAUAAACAGAGAUGAGUAUGUGUCAGGCUACACACUAUUUGCAUUUGACUUAUCGCCGGACCAGGAAUGCAGCAGUCAUUUUUCACUAAUCCGUAGCGGCAGGGUUUGA